Messenger RNA from Suricata suricatta (meerkat), 3917 nucleotides. It is a transcript of the gene EPS8, whose product is annotated as epidermal growth factor receptor pathway substrate 8. The record is from RefSeq and is a predicted model, not a curated record. Gene Ontology annotation, biological process: regulation of Rho protein signal transduction; positive regulation of ruffle assembly; Rho protein signal transduction. Gene Ontology annotation, cellular component: plasma membrane; ruffle membrane; vesicle. The transcript is spliced from 22 exons. Gene Ontology annotation, molecular function: actin binding. The coding region runs from base 299 to 2764 and encodes 821 amino acids. Lineage: Eukaryota; Metazoa; Chordata; Mammalia; Carnivora; Herpestidae.
ACGCGGCGGUCUUGCCCAGCGCUAGGCGAGCGCUGUGCUCGCCCGGGAGAUCGCUCCUCUUCUGCCGGGCGCAGACGGCGGCUGGGCAGCUUGCGGAGGAUUGGAAGGGCGUGGUCCAGGACCCGGGCUUUCUCCUGGCCGCCUCCUGCCUCGUCCGGGCUCGAAGCGUCUCCGGGGACAGCCACGGCCCCGAGGGCGGUUCCGAGGUCAUCUUUAACAAAGCUCUCAUUGGACUGAAGUGGAAACGUAAGAAUUGGAGCAUAUUUUCAUUUUUGAGAACACAGGCGUGAAAGCCACAAUGAAUGGUCAUAUUUCUAAUCAUCCCAGUGGCUUUGGAAUGUAUCCAUCUCAAAUGAAUGGCUACGGAUCAUCACCCGCCUUUUCCCAAAUGGACAGAGAACAUAGUUCAAGAACAAGUGCAAAGGCCCUCUAUGAGCAAAGGAAGAAUUAUGCUCGGGACAGUGUCAGCAGUGUGUCCGAUACAUCCCAAUACCGUGUUGAACACUUGACUACCUUUGUUCUGGAUCGGAAAGAUGCAAUGAUAACUGUUGAUGAUGGAAUAAGGAAGCUGAAAUUGCUUGAUGCCAAGGGCAAAGUGUGGACCCAAGAUAUGAUUCUUCAGGUGGACGGCAGAGCUGUGAGCCUGAUUGACUUAGAAUCAAAGAACGAACUAGAGAAUUUUCCUUUAAACACAAUCCAGCACUGCCAAGCCGUGAUGCAUUCCUGUAACUAUGAUUCAGUCCUUGCCCUGGUGUGCAAGGAACCAACUCAGAGCAAGCCGGAUCUUCAUCUGUUCCAGUGUGAUGAGAUUAAGGCCAACCUCAUUAGUGAAGACAUUGAAAGUGCAAUCAGCGACAGUAAAGGAGGGAAACAGAAGAGGCGACCCGAAGCCCUGAGGAUGAUCUCCAAAGCAGACCCUGGUAUACCGCCUCCACCAAGAGCUCCUGCCCCAGUGCCCCCUGGGACUGUUACCCAGGUGGACGUUAGAAGUCGGGUGGCAGCCUGGUCUGCAUGGGCAGCUGACCAGGGGGACUUUGAGAAACCAAGGCAGUAUCAUGAGCAGGAAGAGACGCCUGAGAUGAUGGCAGCCCGAAUUGACAGAGAUGUGCAAAUAUUAAACCACAUUUUGGAUGAUAUUGAAUUUUUUAUCACAAAACUCCAAAAAGCAGCUGAAGCAUUUUCUGAGCUCUCUAAAAGGAAGAAGACAAAGAAAGGUAAAAAGAAAGGACCAGGAGAGGGUGUUUUAACUCUGCGAGCAAAACCUCCACCUCCUGAUGAAUUUAUUGACUGUUUACAAAAGUUUAAACAUGGAUUUAACCUUCUGGCCAAACUGAAGUCUCAUAUCCAGAAUCCGAGUGCAGCCGACUUGGUUCAUUUUUUAUUUACUCCAUUAAAUAUGGUGGUGCAGGCUACAGGAGGUCCUGAACUAGCCAGUUCAGUACUCAGCCCCCUGUUGACUAAGGACACCAUCGAUUUCUUAAAUUAUACUGUCCACGCUGAUGAAAGGCAGCUGUGGGUGUCGCUGGGAGAAACUUGGAUGAAAGCCAGAGCAGAGUGGCCAAAAGAACAAUUUAUUCCACCGUAUGUUCCACGGUUCCGCAACGGUUGGGAGCCCCCAAUGCUGAACUUCAUGGGAGCGCCCACGGAACAAGAUCUUUAUCAGCUGGCCGAGUCUGUGGCAAAUGUAGCAGAGCAUCAGCGCAAACAAGAGACAAAAAGAUUAUCCGCAGAGCAGUCCAGUGUAUCAGAGUAUCCUCCACCUGAUGGGUAUGCAUUCAAUAGCAUGUACACAAGAGGACCCCAUGUGGACCAAGGGGAAGCCGCUGUGGCUUUUAAGCCAACUCCCAGUCGCCAUGCAGAUAGAAAUUAUGAUCCCCUGAAAGCACAACCCAAGAAAUAUGCCAAAUCCAAGUAUGACUUCAUGGCAAGGAACAACAGUGAGCUCUCAGUUCUAAAAGAUGAUAUUUUAGAGAUCCUUGAUGAUAGAAAACAAUGGUGGAAAGUUCGAAAUGCAAGUGGAGACUCUGGAUUUGUGCCAAAUAACAUUUUGGAUAUUGUGACACCUCCAGAAUCUGGACUAGGGCGUGCUGAUCCACCGUACACACAUACCAUACAGAAACAAAGAAUGGAGUAUGGUCCAAGACCUGUGGACACCCCCUCUGCUCCGUCACCUCCUCCAACACCUGCUCCUGUUCCUGUCCCCCUUCCUCCUUCUACUCCAGCACCUGUUUCUGUGCCAAAGGUCCCGGCGAACAUAACCCGUCAGAACAGCAGCUCCAGUGACAGUGGUGGCAGCAUCGUGCGGGAUAACCAGAGACACAAACAACUCCCAGUGGACCGAAGGAAAUCUCAAAUGGAGGAGGUGCAGGACGAGCUCAUCCACAGACUCACCAUCGGUCGGAGCGCCGCCCAGAAGAGGUUCCACGCGCCACGGCAGAAUGUGCCAGUUGUCAACAUCACUUAUGACUCCACACCGGAGGACGUGAAGACAUGGUUACAGUCCAAGGGCUUCAGCCCCGUCACUGUCAGUAGUCUUGGAGUAUUAAAUGGUGCACAACUUUUCUCUCUCAACAAAGAUGAACUGAGGACAGUCUGCCCUGAAGGGUCCAGAGUCUUUAGCCAAAUCACUGUACAAAAAGCUGCGCUAGAGGAUAACAGCGGCAGCUCCGAGUUGCAAGAAAUCAUGCGAAGACGACAGGAAAAAAUCAGCGCUGCAGCUAGUGAUUCGGGAGUGGAAUCUUUUGAUGAGGGGAGCAGUCACUAAUUUGUUUUUAAACUCCAUUGAGAUUUUUGGCAUUAUUCCAACGUGCUUUGUUUUAAGAAGCCACGAAGGGAAUGUCAAGUCCUUGUUUCUUGGAAUACUUAAUGUAUCACCGUAAAGAAACAGUGCAGACAUAAGUAAGCAGAGGACUUGUUUCCUGGCCCAUUAUUUUUAUUGAAACUAAAUAAUUUAAAAUAGAUGUUUUACUCUUGGGAAAUGUUUUGCCUAUUCUCCCAAGGUCAAGUUUCCUUUGCUGGAUUACGUAUGUCAUCCCCAUCCCAGUGGAUAAGCCAGUGGAUUUUGACAGUGGUGAAUUUAUUCUUACAGCAAAACAAAGAUACUGCCCAUGAUUUAAAAUCUAAAUGAUUUCAGUUUUGCCCAUGACUCUGGUGUCUGUCGUUCUGAUUGCAGCCCGCUUUAGGCUGGCCUCUGCUUGCUUAGGUCUCUUCUUUGACAUACUCAAUGAUAGAACGUUUAGAUUUAUUUGAAGUUCUUAAUGCCAACAGUUUAAAAAAAAAUCAGAACAUUUAAUGAACUGUAAACUACAACAAGGCCUUGGACAUGCAAACAGAAGCCUCGGAAGCAUUCCCAACACAUUUUAUGUAUCAUGGCUCUGCGGAUCACAACUCCUUGUACAGCCUGUAUUUUGAUUUAGUUUAUAUUCUGCUUAUUAUCUGUAUUGUGUUCUUAUGUGUGAGAAAGCACAAGUGGAAAAGAGGUCAUAUACAGUCAAAAUGUGUCACAGGAAGUAGCCCACAUUGGUGUGCGUUACAGUAUUUGGCUAAUAAAGGCCUCAGUUCUGAAUAUUGAUAUAAGUAGUUAAAUGGAUAUUGGGGCCAUUUUAUGUGUCUGUCUGUGUCAAGUUUUUCUGGUAAUAAGAAACACUUAAUUUACGCAUAUUUUAAUCCUGUGAAAGAGUCUAGGUAGAGAAAAGAAAGAUACCUAACCUUCAACAAAUGUUAUUUUUGGAAACACAAUUUUUGUCAUUAAAUGUUAUAUUAUUUCACAUAUAUAAAACAGAUGUUAUGUAAGAAUGUUGUAUAUUUUAACAUAAAUCCAUUUAGAGAGAUUAUCUAGAUUCAUUAAUUUUCAUAGUGCCUUUUUCACAGUCAGCUGGAAAGUCUGCAAUAAACAGUAUUUGCUGUAUGUUAAGAAA